Penicillium maclennaniae is the source of this 1143-nucleotide messenger RNA. It is a transcript of the gene gmtA, whose product is annotated as GDP-mannose transporter. Gene Ontology annotation, cellular component: Golgi apparatus. Gene Ontology annotation, molecular function: antiporter activity; GDP-mannose transmembrane transporter activity. The record is from RefSeq and is a predicted model, not a curated record. Bases 1 to 1143 code for a protein of 380 amino acids. Lineage: Eukaryota; Fungi; Ascomycota; Eurotiomycetes; Eurotiales; Aspergillaceae. Gene Ontology annotation, biological process: transmembrane transport. The transcript has 4 exons.
AUGGCCGACGAUAAGAAGAGAGAAGAGUACACCGUCGAGAUGGACAAGCUCGACAAGGGCAACAAGGAAUUCGAGGCGGCGCCGCCUCCGCAACCCCGGACCCCUCCGAGUGCUGUCGCUGGCCACCCGGCCCUGCCAGUUCUGGCCUACUGUGGUUCCUCCAUUCUGAUGACCGUCAUGAACAAGUAUGUUCUGUCGGGCUUGGAUUUCAACUUGAACUUCCUGCUGCUCAUGGUCCAGUCUCUGGUCUGUAUCACCGCCAUUCAAACAUGCAAGACCAUGGGUCUCAUCACCUACCGUGACUUUAGUGCCGACGAGGCCAAAAAGUGGUUCCCCAUCACUCUUCUCCUGAUUGGCAUGAUCUACACCGGUUCCAAGGCCCUCCAGUUCCUUUCGAUCCCCGUGUACACGAUCUUCAAGAACUUGACCAUCAUCCUCAUCGCCUAUGGUGAGGUUCUGUGGUUUGGCGGCUCCGUGACUGGAAUGACCCUUUUCUCUUUCGGUCUUAUGGUCGUCAGCUCCAUUAUUGCCGCCUGGGCUGAUAUCAAGCACGCCCUAGAGAGCAGUGGUGAUACUUCCAGCCAAGUGUCGACCUUGAACGCCGGUUACGUCUGGAUGAUGAUCAAUUGCCUGUGCACUUCGUCUUACGUUCUGGGCAUGCGCAAGCGCAUUAAGCUGACCAACUUCAAAGACUUUGACACCAUGUUCUACAACAACCUGCUAUCCAUCCCCGUCCUGAUCGUCUUCACUCUGCUCGUCGAGGACUGGUCCGCGGCCAACCUGGCCCGCAACUUCCCCGAGGCCAAUCGCAACGGCAUCUUCUUCGCUAUGAUCCUGUCCGGUCUUUCUACCGUCUUCAUCUCCUAUACCUCCGCCUGGUGUGUGCGUGUGACCUCGUCGACCACCUACUCGAUGGUCGGCGCCCUCAACAAGCUGCCCAUCGCCGUCUCCGGCCUGGUCUUCUUCGAUGCACCUGUCACCUUCCCCAGUGUGUCGGCUAUCUUCGUCGGCUUUGUCAGCGGCAUUGUCUAUGCUGUGGCCAAGAUUAAGCAGAACGCCAUGCCCAAGACAGGCAUCCUGCCCACCUCCAACCCGCUGGUCAGCGCCAGCAGCCAGAGCAUGCGUGAUUCCCUGCGGUCCUAG